GGAUGGGUCGACGCGCUCCCUGGUGCAGCUUCGCGGGUUCUGCAGCCCGGCCUUCUUUCAUCUUCGCCAUACGAUCCGCUCGCGGGGGCGACGAUUGGACGAAUACGGGCGCUAGCGGGGGGCGGAAGCGGAGUGUCUGUGCUCUAACUGACCUCCCGAAAUUUGCGCCGUUCAUCAUCGCCCUCCGCUCGUUAUGGCCGGGGUGGAGGAACGCCGCCGUGUUAACCCGUGCUGUUGCGCGGAACCCGGCCGCAUGCCACACGGAUCCGGACGGGCCGCCCGCGAGAUGGGGUGGAUUGGCCCUCGUGCGGCGGCUGGAGAAGACGCGGUGCGAUCUGAGUGGGCCAGCGGCGGGCACGAGGCUGUUCUAGGGCGGGCCAUUCGCUCGGGGGCUGUCAUAUCGGACUCUCUCGAAGACGGACCUCUGAAGCGACGCGUCCGCCGCCCGGGGCUGGAGUCGGAGCCUGAGUCCCGGACGGUGAGGCUGCUCUGCACGAUCGUUUGAUCGGUUUUCUGUAUUUUUCUUCUGCGGAGGGGAACAUGUGCUGCUCACGGGCGUGUGCACGCGUGGCGGCGAGAGCACACGAU
This is a messenger RNA of Trametes versicolor FP-101664 SS1, 588 nucleotides long. RefSeq lists its product as uncharacterized. Lineage: Eukaryota; Fungi; Basidiomycota; Agaricomycetes; Polyporales; Polyporaceae. The record is from RefSeq and is a predicted model, not a curated record. The coding region runs from base 194 to 505 and encodes 103 amino acids. The transcript is spliced from 3 exons.